CGCCGCCCGGAGCCGCCGGCGGGGCCGGGGCGGGCCCUGAGGGGAGACGGCCCCGAGACGGCCCCGAACCGGCCGGGUGAGGUCGGGGCGACGCGGCUGUGGGAGUCUGACCUCUGCCUGUGGUGACCUGGGUUUAAGAAGGCUAAAGCUUCACUAGAACUGUGACUAGAAUGGACAGUUACUUUAAAGCUGCAGUCUGUGACUUGGACAAACUGCUUGAUGAAUUUGAGCAGAAUACAGAUGAAUGUGAGUGCUUCAGAACACCUCAGAAUCCAUAUGACUCAAAGCUCUCUUCAGUCCUGGAUUGCUUGGAGCAUGCACACCCCACACCAGAGCUGCCAGAGGAUCCUGCUGGAUGUCCUGCCCCAGAGGAGAGCUCUCUCUGUGCCCCUGCAGGCACGAGUGAUGUGCUCAGCUUCUCACCACCCAGAGAGAAGGGUGUUGCUGGCCCUGACCUUUUGUCCACUGUGGGCAGCAGUGCCCUAAAGGAAAUUCAGGCUUUGAGCCUGGGAAGGUGUAGCUUGCCUGUGUGUGAUCUUGUCAGUGACACAGCGAAUUCAGUGCCCUCAGUGGCUGCUCCAGGAGGGGCUCAGGAGCUGCGGCCGGGUGAGUUCCCGUGCAGCCAGGGGCCCGCUGGCUGUGGCGUGUCUUGUGUCCCCAUUCCUGUUUGUGUGACUUCACCUGGCUGCAGCGGGGCUGCCAGCACACGGCAGAGUGAUGGGGACUCGGUGUUACAAGAUUCAGGGCAUCUUACAGCAGAACAAAUUAAUAAUUUCGCUUUAAAACCAGAGAGUUACGCUGCAGGAGCAGUCCUGGGUCCGUGUGAUGAUCAACACCGGACAGAACCUGUAAAGUGCACCGAAGUACUCAACCACCCUGGACAGACUGCUGCCCCGGAUGCUGAAAAUGUCACUGUAACAUCGCAGAGUUUGAAUGCACACGGUCCCAAAGAUGAGGAAGCCUGUGAAAAACUGCCUUUUGAACCACAAAACAACAGUGCACGCUCUGCAGCAAGCAAAGAAGUGUAUGGAGGAAAUGCCUUAGGAAAGGUAGACCCAAGCGAGGGGAGUAAUGCUGAUUCCAUGCCUUCAGAUCUGCCAAAGAUGCAUCCAUUACACAACAGUAAUGCAACACUACCUGGAAAUUGUGUCUUAGCAGGCUCCUCGUGUCAAAUAGGAGCUGAAGUAGAGUUGGAAAGGAAAGGCACAGAAGAGAAUGUAGAUAGUGAAGAACUUAAUAGCAGUGAGAUACCAAGCAGUGUUUCCAGGUCGUGUAUGUCAGCCGAGGAUGUCCAGACAUCUCUGUCCUGUCUUUCCCUCCCUGUGUCCAUGUGUGGUUCAUUAGUUGUAACAGAAGAAAAGGUUAAUCCUCUACCUCAAAACGCAGUGGCGGAGGUUAUUAGUGAUACUGUAACUGUUCAUGCUGGAGAGUUUAAAACUCAUCUCCCUGGCAGGGAAUCCUGUGAAAAUACUAGCUGUCAUGAGCAAGAUGAUGUAGCUGAAAUCAGUGAAAGUAUUGCAGAAGAGAGUAGGGAUGGAGAGAAGUACGAUACUGAGAAUGUAAUUGAUGAUAGUGAUUCUCAGCAAAUCAAAGCUUUUGCUUCUGCUUUUCUAGACCUUGGAGCUGAGCCAUAUGGUGUUGACAUAGACACUUUUUAUGAUGAGAGCAUGAGCUCUGUUAUGGCUGACUUUGCUGUAGAGGAGAGUGUUAUUAAAAGUGAUAUUCUAAUAAGUGAUGCUGAGCUUGACGAUUUCUUGUAUGGACAAAGUCAGCAGUCCAGUGUGUUGAAGUCUUCAGACAAUGAUGGUAACUUGGUGGUAGCUGAUGCAGAUGGAGGGAGUUUAACAGAUCUGAACAACCUGGAUUUCACAGAGGUCGAUGAAGAGCUUAUGCAAACAAAACUGGAGGAGAUAACGAGCAUUAAUAGUAACCUUAAAGUAUCUAUUCCUGACAAUGAAGUGGAAGGUGCAGCAGAGGUCAGCACAUCUCAAAGUCAAGGCAUGACUGAGAGUGGCAGUGGAGCUCUGGCUUCUGAUGUUUGUAUUAAAGGUGCAAGACCAAAGCAGUUGCUUGACCUUUCCCAAGGAGCUGCUGGUCAGAAACAACUGAAUAGAACAAAUGUACUUGAAAGAGAAAACCAAGAAUGUGCUUGUGUUAGCCCAGAAGCUCCUCUCUCAGACACCAGCGUAAAUGUUGGUAAUACUGACCCUGGGGAAAGCAGCUCUGAAGCUGGAGGAAAUCAAACCUCUGGAACUGCUGAGCCACGUAAAGCACCUGCAGCUCUGUCGUGGAAACAGCCCCUGUGGGUCCCAGACUCAGAGGCACCCAACUGCAUGAACUGCCAGGCCAAGUUCACCUUCACAAAGCGACGACACCACUGCCGAGCCUGUGGGAAGGUUUUUUGUGGUAGCUGUUGCAAACGAAAAUGCAAACUGCAAUACAUGGAGAAGGAAGCAAGAGUCUGCACUGGCUGUUAUGAUGAUAUUAAUAAAGCACAGGCAUUUGAAAGGAUGAUGAGUCCAACUGGUCCUGUCCCCAAUUCCAGUGUCUCCUCUGAGCAUUCUUCUGCUGCUCCGCCUGUAGAGGAGGCCCAGGUACCCGGGGGUGCCAGCUCUCCUUCACCACCUGCACUGUUGCCUAUCUCAGCACUUAAACAGCCUGGUCCUGAAGGGCUGUGCCCCCGAGAGCAGAAGAGGGUUUGGUUUGCAGAUGGCAUUCUGCCAAACGGGGAAGUGGCAGACACAGCAAAGCUGUCCUCAGGAGCAAAGAGGUCGCAGGACUCCAGCCCAGAGAACCCAGACCUGCCCGAGAUGCCCACAGCUGCAAACCCAGAGGAAGAUGACCUGGUAACUGACGUAAAUCAAAAACCGACAGAAGAAAUAGAUAAGAUGACAAGAAUGGAGGAAUUACAUCCUUCUGUUCCAUCAGAUGGUGCACAGCAGGCUGCUCCAGGCCAGAGUGAGGCGGCACCUAGUUACAGAUCUGCCACUCCAGGAACUGAAGAGUGUUCCCCUGCAGCAGCAGAGAACAGCAGUCCCAGUUCAGGGGGUCAGAGCACACGGGCUGUGCCUGUCUCUGCCUCAAGUUACAGAGCACUGUGUGGGGUAGAAAACUGGGUGCGACGAGAGGUCAGCCUUCUUCCUGACGGUGAUCAGCUGCCACCACUUCUGCUUGCACUGGGUGAAAAUGGGAAAGAUCUUCUGGUGGAGGAACAUCCAUUUCACCAAAAGGUCACCUUGCUGCUUGGGGAAGGAGGUCCUAAUCCAUUGACUUUUAUUCUAAAUGCCAACUUGCUUGUCAAUGUGAAGCUAAUAACAUAUUCCUCAGAAAAGUGCUGGUGCUUCUCAACAAAUGGACUGCAUGGUUUGGGUCAGGCAGAAAUUGUCAUUCUGUUGCAGCGUUUGCCAGAUGAAGAUGUUUUCCCUAGUGAAAUAUUCAAAUUAUUUCUUGACAUCUAUAAAGAUGCAAUGAAAGGAAGGUUCAUAAAAAAUAUGGAAAACAUUACUUUUACAGAAAACUUUCUCAGCAACAAAGAGCAUGGAGGAUUCCUGUUUGUUUCACCAACUUUUCAGAAACUUGAUGAUCAGAUUCUACCAGAUAACCCUUUUCUUUGUGGCAUUCUUAUCCAUAAGCUGGAAAUACCCUGGGCAAAAGUGUUUCCAAUCCGUUUGAUGUUGAGACUGGGAGCAGAAUAUGGGGACUAUCCAACUCCUGUGGUAAGUGUCAGGCACAGGAAGCCACUCUUUGGAGACAUUGGACACACAAUUAUGAAUCUACUUGUUGACUUUAGAAAUUACCAGUAUACUUUGCAUACCAUAGACAACCUGUUUGUUCAUGUGGAAAUGGGGAGAAGCUGUAUUAAAAUACCUCUGAGGAAGUAUAAUGAGGUGAUGAAGGUGAUCAAUUCCUCUAACGAACAUGUAAUUAGCAUUGGAGCCAGUUUCAAUACCGAGGCAGACUCUCACUUGGUGUGUGUGCAGAACAAGCAGGGCGUCUAUCACACACAGGCCACCAGUGCCACGGGACAGCCCAGGAAAGUUACAGGUGCAAGUUUUGUGGUGUUUAAUGGAGCCUUAAAAACAUCCUCAGGAUUUUUAGCUAAAUCCAGUAUAGUUGAAGAUGGGCUAAUGGUACAAAUAACACAAGAAACAAUGGAAAGCCUACGUCAGGCAUUAAGAGACAAGAAGGACUUCAAAAUAACCUGUGGAAAAGCGGAUGCAGGGGACGUGAAAGAAUACGUAGAUAUUUGCUGGGUAGAAAAUGAAGAGAAAACAAACAAAGGAAUUUUAAGCCCAGUUGAUGGAAAAUCAAUGGAAGGAACUCAGAGCGAAAAAGCACCACAAUACAGAGACUUGGAAAGAGAGGGAAAAGUUAUGAAGUGCACUGAAGUUUACUAUUUUGCAAAGGAUCAUGAACUCUCCAGUGCUGUUCCCCACCAGUUUGCAAAAGAGAUUGCCCUUGCCUGCAGCACUGCUCUUCGUCCUCACCUUAAAAUCUUGAAAAAUAAUGGGAUGAAUAAGAUAGGACUCAGAGUUUCCAUUGACUCGGACAUGGUUGAAUUCUUAGCAGGAUCUGGAGGGCACCCUCUUCCACAGAGCUACCUGAACGACUUGGACAGUGCUCUCCUUCCUGUGAUUCACGGUGAAAUGUCAGAUCCUACAGCUCUACCACUGAAAAUGGAAUUAGUAUUUUUCAUUAUAGAACACCUGUCUGGAUGAGGCUGAUUACGUGCAUAUACUGAUUUGCUAUAUCUGAACACCAAAGUUGUAAUGCUACAAACACAAAAAAUGUUAAAGUUUCUAAACCUUUUUAUGUUUUAAUAGCUUUCCAAACUGUUUUGUUAAAGCCCCUCAGAUCCUCUCUGCUUCCUCUACCACAAAAGAGUUAGUUUGUGUCAUGAAGUUCUGAACGUUGACACUGACUACAGGUGCAGAAGAGUGCAGGUUUUGUUACUCACACAGCUGCAGCACUUGUUAGGUGAAGUGUGACUCCAAGUCAUAGGAUCUUGCCUCUUACACACCCCAGUGUGUGACUGACUGCUGGGGUUCCGUGUGAUCCCUGCACGUGCUUCUCCCUGCAGGAGCUGAACACUGGAGCAGGGCUGGCCCAAAACUCUGUCCUUUCCUGGACAGAGGAAACCCCAAAACUCUGGGGUUCAGACCCCAGGCCUGCUGCAGCUGCCUGGGGCCCCGUGGGGCAGCUCUGGCAGCGCAGGGAGCGCUGUGGCCGUGUGGAUAAACACCUCACUGAGGUCCUUACCCUGGGGAUGUUGAUGCUGGUGCUUCAGGAACAUGUGCUCUCAAUUAAUAUUUUGUAGAGUAACUGUUUUCUUUCUUGUAUUUAUAAGGAUUUAUCUAACUUAAAUGGAUGCUAUUUUUAUAAUAAGUGCUUUUUUCUUUACUCUGUGUUCAGAAUUCCAUACACAAUUUGACCUUUCAAGGAUUAGGAAAAAACAGAUUACCCUUGAUGUAAUCUACAUGUAGCAAUAAGUCAGACAUGAAUUCUGCAGUAUUUUUUCUGCUCCUGUCUACUGCUUUUGCCACAUUUUAGUAGCCACCUUUGCUUUCAGGGAGAACAGAUGUAUUAAGUCUGAAUUUUCACACACAGGUUGAUUCUAGUGGAAGGUGUCCCUGCCCGUGGCAGGUGGGGUUGGGACUCUUUAAGGUCCCUUCCAACCAAAACCGUUCUGGGAUUUUUAGUAUACCUGACGUUCUUGCAUAGGAUGUAUUUUUUAUACUGGGUCAUUUAGAUCUAUUUAUGUAUUUGUGAUGCAUGUGAUUUGUACUGAGGUUCAUCAGACUGCGGUUGGGGUUUGGUAGCAGCCACACAACUGCUUGUCGAAAACAGAACCAAAACUAAAUAUAUACAAGAUCUAUAUUGUUUUCAGUAAAAAUGCUGGCACAAUUUUAUAAUGAGAGUAUUAAAACUUGGAUGCCUUCUUGAUGCCAAUAGGGGAUAUUUUAUGUUUUUGUAUCAAAAACAAUAUGUAAUUUAACGUAAUCUGCUCUGGUGUUAUCUGUGCUUUAACACUCCAGUCCUAGAAGGGUUCAGGCAUUGAGAUCUUACCCUGGAUGGAGCUGAGCUGCAUUUCAGCUUCUGUGCUGACUUCUCCUGAGAAGCUGCUGUUAGGGAGAAGGGCUGAACCCACACACAGUACGAACAAAACGCGUUCUUGUUGAAAACAAGCUGCACCCAGGCCCUCGAGGGAGCCCCAGCAAGAGGCUGAAGAGUGUUUUGGGUCUGUGACAAGGCCAGGGCACCUGAAGGAGCAGCUGCCUCUUGGCACUUAACCUCUACUAACUCCUUUUGAUCAAUAAAGUUAACUACAGCGCUUGCAA
Molecule: messenger RNA, 6338 nt
Organism: Vidua chalybeata
Lineage: Eukaryota; Metazoa; Chordata; Aves; Passeriformes; Viduidae
Gene: ZFYVE16
Product: zinc finger FYVE-type containing 16
Exons: 18
Coding region: 171-4718 (1515 amino acids)
Biological process (GO): endosomal transport; protein targeting to lysosome
Cellular component (GO): early endosome membrane
Molecular function (GO): metal ion binding
Source: RefSeq, a predicted model, not a curated record